Molecule: messenger RNA, 1302 nt
Organism: Medioppia subpectinata
Lineage: Eukaryota; Metazoa; Arthropoda; Arachnida; Sarcoptiformes; Oppiidae
Source: the annotation of a GenBank genome assembly
AUGGAGGAGACGAAAGGCACGGCCGCCGCUGCCGUCGCCGCAGCCGAAGAGCACCACGAGUUGGUCCCUGAAAUCGGUGAUCAUCUGAUGGUUAAACGAUCGGACAAUACGUGGCGUAAGACUAAGAUAUUUGUGAUGCUCCCGAAGUUAGCUGCAGACCUGCUUACCCAUGGAAACGAACGCUUCGACAACUAUAAUACGGCGGCCAACGGUUCCGCCUCCGCAGAUGGUGUCGUCAAACCGGAGGCCGCAAAGCCCGCCACUCCAGGAGUUGAAACGCCCGCCAAAGGGGCGCAUAUUUGCUGUAAUAACGACACGAUUGAUGGGACGGACAGAAAAAUUACGCGCAAUCAGAAGCGAAAACACGAUGAGAUUAAUCACAUCCAGAAGACGUUGGCAGAGAUGGAUCCGACGACCGCAGCCCUCGAGCGCGAACACGAGGCCAUCACGAAAGUGAAAUACGUUGACCGCAUUCAGUUCGGGAGGUAUGAGAUCGACUGCUGGUAUUUCUCACCCUUUCCCGAAGAGUAUGGAAAGCAACCCAAACUCUGGAUCUGCGAGUAUUGUCUGAAAUACAUGCGACUCGAGAAGACCUAUCGCUACCAUCAGUCGGACUGCUGUUGGCGUCAACCGCAGGGCCGAGAGAUAUACCGCAAGUCGACGAUCUCUGUGUACGAAGUGGACGGCAGAGACCAUAAGAUCUACUGUCAGAAUCUGUGUCUAUUGGCCAAACUGUUUCUCGACCACAAGACACUGUUCUUCGAUGUGGAACCGUUCAUAUUCUACAUCCUGUGCGAAGUGGACAAACACGGGGCGCAUAUUGUGGGCUACUUCUCGAAGGAGAAAGAGUCGCCCGACGGCAACAACUUGGCCUGCAUUCUGACACUCCCUCCCUAUCAGCGCAAAGGUUACGGCAAGUUCUUAAUCGCCUUCAGUUACGAACUCUCAAAACUGGAACAAUCUGUGGGUUCGCCGGAGAAACCGCUCUCGGAUUUGGGAAAACUGAGUUAUAGGAGCUAUUGGUCGUGGAUUCUGUUGGAGAUUCUGCGCGACUUCCGCGGUGUGCUCUCCAUCCGCGACUUGAGUUGUAUGACUUCAAUCACGCAAAACGAUAUCAUCGGCACUCUUCAGUCGCUCAAUAUGGUUAAGUACUGGAAGGGACAGCACGUGAUUUGUGUCACACCAAAGCUCGUUGAGGAGCACUUGAAGAGCGCUCAGUACAAGAGGCCGCGGCUUACCGUUGAGAACAAUUGUCUUCGUUGGUCUCCACCCAAAAAACAGAGCAAAUCCGGCAAAAAAUGA